Molecule: messenger RNA, 1650 nt
Organism: Vespa mandarinia (Asian giant hornet)
Lineage: Eukaryota; Metazoa; Arthropoda; Insecta; Hymenoptera; Vespidae
Product: putative palmitoyltransferase ZDHHC24
Molecular function (GO): palmitoyltransferase activity
Source: RefSeq, a predicted model, not a curated record
UUAAUGGUAUACAAAUAAUCACGUGCUAUGUUUAUGUUCUAAAUUGUAUCAGAUAUUAUACGAUUUGAAUUAAUUUAAUGCAUUGCAUUAAUAAAUAGGAACAGAAAAAGUAAUGUUCCAUAUAUUUUUCAUUACUUUUUUAAAGUAAACGUUUUAAAAAAUAAAGAGAAAAAAAUCUUUGACGAGGUUAUGAAUAAAUAUUAAGGAUAAGUGCUGAAGGCUCACAAGUUUCUUCCCUUUUCAAUUGGAUAUUUGAAAUAUCUAAUACGUUUUUACGAGGAUAGGAAUUAAAAAGGAAGAAACAAGAAAGAAGAAACAAAGAAAAAGAAAUAUGUCAACGUGUAAGUUUGAUAUAUUUAUCCAUGUAAAUAUAAAAAAUAAAGUGUCUAUUAAGGGCACAAGGGAAUAUCGAUGUUGACAUAAAAUUUUUAAUUAACCUUAUUGUGAAUCUAUCGAAAAGAUCAAUAAAAAGUGAAUGUGCGAAUAAAAACUAUAUAGUUAUAAUCGUCAAAAAUGAUCAUUCGUAAAACGAUUUGGCCUCGCACAUUAAGUGACAUUUGUUCUAUGAUAUUUAUAUUAACAAUUGUACCAUUAAUAUAUUGGUUCGAGUUAUGGGUAGUAUUACCUGCAUUAUAUAAGCAUAAUACAAUACCAUAUUUUAUGCACUUUAUUAUAGGUAAUUUUAUAAUGUUAAAUAUUGUGGGUAACUUUACCUAUACGGUAUUGUGCGAUACUAGUAUUAAUAGAACUAUUGUACCAGUGAGUACAGCUAGCUCUAAGAAUGGAUGGAGAUUAUGUGCAACUUGUGAAAUACUUGCUCCACCUCGUUCAUGGCACUGUUCAACGUGCGGAACAUGUAUUCUAAAGCGUGAUCAUCAUUGUAUCUUUACAGGCUGUUGUAUUGGUUAUUUUAAUCAUCGAUACUUUUUAAUGUUCCUUUUCUAUUUAUUCAUUGCUACAGUUUAUGCAUUUUGUUAUAAUAAUUAUUUUAUUUGGGCUAGAAUAAAUUUUGAAUUUCCAAUGUCCAUUAUAAAAAUAAUAUUUCCUUUGGCAAUAUUUGUUUUUGGAUUUGAUGGUUCCGUAGAACAAUUUUAUUUAUUACUUUAUAUUGUAUCUGUUGUAGGAAUGUUAUUUACAGGUGUUUUAUGCAUUUAUCAUUUUCGAUUAGUUUUUAAUGGAUGUGUAGCAAAUGAAAGUAAUAAAAAUAUGGAUACAUAUGAUCUUGGUUGGCAACAGAAUAUAAAGGAAGUUCUUGGUAAACGAUGGUUUUUAACAUGGUUGAUUCCAUAUAUAAAAUCUCAAUUACCCCAUGAUGGUAUUACUUGGGAUACAAAAAGUACAUGGGAAAUUAAUAAUGCAAAAAGUAAAUGAAUUAAUUGAUGUGCGUUUCUUCAUCUGAAAUGCAGUUGAAACCCUCCAACUUGAAACAUUUUCAAACAAAAGUCAUUUCUAUGAGCUAUUAAUUUAAGAUGUAUAAAAUGUCUUUUUCCAUUUUUUUUUGUCACUGAAAAGUUCUUUUUAAUUGGAAUUUUUCUUAUUAAUUAUGAAAUUGCAAGUUAUAAAAGCUCAACUGUAUUUUAUAAAUAUUUUGUAACAUCAUUAUCAUACAGUCAUACCAAAAAUUUGUUUCAUAUACAUACUUGUGCAUAC